CUCACGCCACUCUAACUCACACAUGUAUAAAUAGCAGCCAACAUUUACCUAGCUUUUUAAACUUAGUCCCCAUUGAUCUUAACCAUGGCCAUCAAACCGGUUGUAACCACCGUGAUAGCUCUUUUCUCCACCAUUCUUGCUCUCUAUAUAAUCUCAUUGCCGUCCUCUCUCUCUUCUAUUGCUACAGCUAUCAUAACCAGUUCUCAACUCGGACCAUUAUCAAUAUAUUCAACAUUCUUUGGACAUAGACACCAUCAUCAUCACCAUCACCACCAUCAUCAUCACAACGAUCAUGUUCCAGUGAAGUGUUGUGAGAAAUGGACGUCAAGGCUUACACACCUGUACGGGCCUUCACUUGUGUUGACUGUUGAUUUGAAUGGUUGUGGUAACUUCAGCAACGUUCAAAGUGCCAUUGAUUCUGUACCGGAUUUAAGCCCUACCAAAACUCUCAUUAUCGUUAAUUCGGGUGUUUAUAGGGAAAAAGUUACAGUUAAUGAGAACAAGACAAACAUUGUAAUGCAAGGAAGAGGAUAUCAAAACACAUCCAUUGAAUGGAAUGACACAGCAAAAUCUGGAGGAGGCACUGCUUAUAGCUUCUCGUUUGCUGUGUUGGCAGCUAACUUCACAGCUUACAAUAUUAGCUUCAAGAACAAUGCACCGGAACCAGAUCCGGGUGAAGAUGACGAACAAGCAGUAGCUUUAAAGAUAGAAGGAGACCAGUGCGCUUUUUAUGGAUGUGGAUUCUACGGUGCUCAAGAUACUCUUCUAGAUGAUAGAGGAAGACAUUUCUUCAAAAAUUGUUUCAUUCAAGGGUCCAUAGAUUUCAUAUUUGGCAAUGGAAGAUCACUCUAUCAGGAUUGUACUAUUAACUCAAUAGCCAAGGAGAGUACAUCAGGAGUCAGUGGAUCUAUCACGGCACAUGGAAGACAAUCAAAAGAUGAACAAACAGGAUUUUCUUUUGUUAAUUGUAAGAUAGAUGGAACCGGGAAAGUAUGGCUUGGACGAGCUUGGGGAGCCUAUGCUACCAUAGUGUUCUCAAACACAUACAUGUCUGGAAUCAUCACUCCAGAAGGUUGGCAUGAUUGGGGUGAACCUACCAGAAAAAAGACGGUGACUUUUGGAGAGCAUAAAUGCUAUGGAGAAGGAGCAAAUUACAAAAGAAGAGUUUCAUAUGGGAAACAACUAACCGAUUCUGAAGCAUCUUCAUUCACAGACAUUUCUUACAUAGAUGGAGACCAAUGGCUAAGUCAAACUAACAUACUCUCUGAGCUUACAUCUGAAGAUAACAAAGAAGAACUUAUCGGAUUUUACUAACCGAUAUGAGGAUCAUGAUGCAAAGAUACGCACACAAAACACUGAGAUACAGAUUAUUUCUAUAAGAAGUCACAUUCAUAUCUAGUUUUCAAACAAGACCAUAUAAUAGAGUUGCAUGUGUUUAAUUAUUUUCCUCCUCCCAUAUCUAAAUGGAUCCUGGUUUUAAAAGAGUAGCCAAUCUAUGAAAGAAUUUUACCAAUCAACAUAAAUGAAAGAAAUUACUUCUUUUGUCACAAAUCAUAUUUGUCAUUGCUUAAUUA
Molecule: messenger RNA, 1574 nt
Organism: Brassica napus (rape)
Lineage: Eukaryota; Viridiplantae; Streptophyta; Magnoliopsida; Brassicales; Brassicaceae
Product: probable pectinesterase 15
Exons: 5
Coding region: 85-1314 (409 amino acids)
Biological process (GO): cell wall modification
Molecular function (GO): pectinesterase activity
Source: RefSeq, a predicted model, not a curated record